This is a messenger RNA of Pseudomassariella vexata, 875 nucleotides long. RefSeq lists its product as uncharacterized. Lineage: Eukaryota; Fungi; Ascomycota; Sordariomycetes; Amphisphaeriales; Pseudomassariaceae. The record is from RefSeq and is a predicted model, not a curated record. Bases 209 to 805 code for a protein of 198 amino acids. The transcript has 2 exons.
GGAGUCGACUCAAGUACCGCCCGAACGAUAGUGACUUGAUGUCGCACAGAGAGUCAUACAUACACGAUACAGUUGCGAUUCGUGAAGGCCAAGAUCUGAGACUUGUGUCGUGCAGGUUGGACGUGCCAAUGGAAUGCCGGCGGCGAGUCGAGUUCAACCGUCCAAUGAUGACGGCCCAGAGACGUCCAUGUGUGCUUGACUUCUCAAAAUGGCCCUCCCCAACGAAAAAGCCAAGCCGCUCUUUUUUAUAAUGCACCGCAACGCCGCAGCGAUGCCUCACGUCAGCGCCACAAUGACAUACUUGCCAUAUACCCCUCCAUGGGGCAGCCUCUUACCCAACAAACGGCGCUUGUUGUGGUCAUGGCCAGUAGGAACCGGCCAUAUCCUUCCCCGUAUUACGGACGGCAGUAAAUCAAAACCAAUCCCCGGUCCAUUCAAUUCGCGAGGCGUAAAUUUCGAGAUGUGCCUGGCCCCAAGACAGCAUUUCUUCUCUCAUAUGACUCUUCCCGCGCAACCAUCCCAUCUCCUCUCAUCGCAGGUGUCUAGAUAUCCUACACGCCACACAACACACGACACACAACACAUACACACCACCUCUGAAUGCUGGGAUGGUUGCAUCAUAAGGCGGAUCGAAAGUGGUAUGUGGUUGGCUCGAGACGCGGAGGUCGAAAACUACGGCGGUGAGUUGGGAAGGCAAAUUGAAAAAAAAAAAAAGGACAAAAAAACCCAACUCCCUCACUUUUUUGGCCCCAAACGCCCACGCCAUCAAACCGCAGUUAUGUUGCGCGGGCCUAUCUGUCAUUAACCUGCGGGAGGUUGGUAAUCAUCAUAACACAGUAGCGGCCCCCCCACGAUGCUAUUACAACAUGCAACCC